Molecule: messenger RNA, 2056 nt
Organism: Zophobas morio
Lineage: Eukaryota; Metazoa; Arthropoda; Insecta; Coleoptera; Tenebrionidae
Exons: 3
Coding region: 247-1812 (521 amino acids)
Biological process (GO): positive regulation of transcription by RNA polymerase II
Cellular component (GO): nucleus
Molecular function (GO): transcription cis-regulatory region binding; protein binding
Source: RefSeq, a predicted model, not a curated record
UCAUUCACUCAGGUUGGCUACAAAUUCAGAAAUCUAACCUAGAAUUUAAAUGCUUAUUUCGAUAAUUAUUAUGAAAAAAACCACUGAAAAGUGAAAAAUAUUACAUAGUUAACGAUAAUUACUUCAAAAUUAACUCAUAAUGUGAUCUUAAACAGUUGUAAACAUAAACGCCAACCAAAGUACUACUAAAAACAUUUUGAAUGAAAAAACAAGUCUGUAACAAAAUUCAGCGAAACCCACUGGAAUAUGUCUUCUUCAGACUCUGACCUUUCUGAGUGCGAAAAUGAUUAUUUCCAAUUCAACCAAGAUGAGUACUACAGCCCCCCUUUGAUUAAAAAAAAAAGUCGUUUAAUCGCCACUGUCGUCCAAAACCAAGUGGGCGUCCUCAGCGACCUCCUCGAUUCUCCCAGAUGGUAUAACGUUCGAGACUAUUGCGGUUACAGUUUACUGCAAAUAGCAAUUCUUACAGACAAGAUUGAAGUUUUUGAUUAUAUGUUAUCCAUUCCGGAUUUUCCCCUUGACUUCGUGAAUGAAGAAGGACAAACAGCGUUGGUAAUUGCACUUGAUCGUUAUGUAAGUCAUAACGAUAUUUGGACGAGGGAGCAUUUUGUAUAUGAACUAAUCAAAAAAGGUGCCUGCAUUGAUAACGUCUAUUUUGAAGGAGGUACACCUUUACACUGUGCCUUAGAUCGUGGUUACUAUAGAGCAGCUAAGCUCCUUAUAGAACGGGGGGCUGAUAUUAAUGCUCCCAAUUCUCAACAAGACACCCCUCUUACCAGAACUUUGUGCAAAAAAAAUAACGAACUAAUGAUGACUCUGUUGGUGUGUGGAGCACAACCUACGGUCCUUAACUUUGAACAAUCUGUUUUAAGUAAUAACUCUUUUGAAGUACAAGAAACUCUAUUUUUGUACAUUUAUGAUGAGUAUUCGAACCUGGAGUUGCGCCUGCUAGUAUUGCUACAGCUUGCUGAGGCAAAAUCACCACUGUUCUACCACAUUAUUCAAUGCCCUAUUAAAAUAACAGUUCAGUAUGAGUUUUUAAAUCUCUACUUUCGGAUUUUGUGUUCCAUAAGCAUUGAUUGUCUGCAUCUCGUUAUUCAAAAAUGUGGCCACAAUAUGAAUAAGGUGUUUUCAAGAAAAACAUCUUCAAACGCUAAUUACUGGACUGGCGCGGGCAAGGUUAUUUGUUUAGAAAACUUAAAUGUGAUGCUCGAAAGCAAAUUAAGACCAAGUGUGCUAACUUUUAUUAAUAAUAUCAAUAGUAGGGACGUAUUUGAGGAUUUGAUAGGACUUGGAUAUGAUGAAACUGCCAUAACUCAAUUCUACUGUUAUUUAUUAGGUUAUGGGUUGGAUAUUGGAGAGUUAGAUUUGCAUGCUAUAUAUAGAGUAUUCGGUUACUGCGAAUUGUUUAAAAUUCUUUUGCACAUGGACAUAGAUACGAGCUUUUUUCAAGAAGAAGACGUAAAAAUGGUGGUGCCUGUUUUUGUGUAUGAUAUUAAUAUGAAUGUGGAACGUUUUCUCGAAGAACGGGGUGAUUAUUAUGCGGAUAGUAUUUAUGUAUUACAAAGUUAUUUCGUCCAUCCGAAAUUAGAUGAAAUUUGUUACCAAACUGAUCGAAUGAUUGGUUAUUCGAAGGUACAGAGUUUUCAAGAAAUCCCCCUAUUGGUAGAACUAGCGCGAAAUGUUUUUAGGGAGUUUUUUGUUAAAAAGUUUAACAUUCAAACGUGCAAAGAGUUUUACGCGAGACUCAAUGGCCUGCCAGUUAGUAACGUACACAAAAAGAUUAUUACAUAUGAAACAGAAUUGUAUUAAAAAUAACUAUUUUAUAGUUAUAUUCAUAUUUUUGUUACUAGUAAGUGGAAUUUGUUUCUCAUUUGUUUUCUGCAGUAUUUUUCUAUUGAAAAUAAAUGUUACAACUGCUACAUGUGUUAAAAAUCAUUAGAAUAGUACUUGUUGUAAUUUGUAAUACUACUGUGGUUCAUUUAUAAUGGAUGUCAAACUUAUGCAACCCACAAUGCAAACAUCCCUGACGUUUGUAACCAGGUUCAUUAUGUGU